GAAAAGGACACACUCUCAGAUGCAAAGUUUGACCCGGCAACACAGAUCUGCUGUCAACAAUCAGGAGUCCAUGAAAGAUUUCAUCAAGGCAAGGAAAUGGACUGUUGUGGGGGAAAGGAAACAGAUUAUAUAUAACAAGUUCUUUUAAAAAUGAGUUUCACAGAAGGAAUUUUUCUACUUAUCGUGAUGAACUGCGUAACGGAAGCAGGUAGUGAAUAUUGCUCCUGGUCCAAUCAAACGCUCAGCUUUGUCACUUCUUGUCCAGAAACGAAGACUGGUGUGGCAAAAAGGGCAGCCCUGAAAAAUUGUGAAUCAUUGGCUUUUAUUCAGAACUGCACCGAGCCUACUAAAUAUAAGUAUCACUGCGUAAUGAACGAAUUUCAGAACGCUUUAGUGGAAGUAUGUGCACCAUCAUCUUACAUACUAGGAUUUUGCACAGAGUACAAUACAUAUGGGGCUGUGAUACAGUCAAAUUACCGCUUAAAGUGCAGCAACAUAGAUCCACCAUGUGCAGACCGUUAUUUGUCUUCAGAUGCUUAUCAUUACAAAGGCUGCUAUGACAUCGUGAAAAAUCAUAUUAAAAAAGAAGUCUCUGACUUACAGCCACAGCCUCACCACUUACAGAACACGUCUGAAGGACAAUUUAAUCCGAUAGAAUCAAGUGACAGGAACUACGUUAUCAUCAUUGGUAUAUGUUCAGCGUUUCUAAUCACAACUUUCACUAUUGGUUGAGUAUUACUGAGGAUGUGUACAAAGAGAAAAUUUGAGCUGCUAAACUGGAGAGAAAUAUAAGAAAAGUUAUUUAAAUUUAUAGAGUAAUUGAAAAUUCAAUACUGUAAACCAAGCUUUAUUUGCGACGACUUUAUUUCGCGACUUACUUCCUAAGAACUGGUUUGCGACAACUAAUGUUCGCGAACGAGCCUUCUCCAGACCCGUCUUGUUAUAACAACUAUGUGACAUUGACUGGUUUGUGGCGAGAAAUAUUCGAGAGACGAUAUUCUCGCGAGGCUCGCAAAAAUUUCUCGCACGCGAAUAAAAAUUGGUUUUCAGUAUAUGUUAAAAUAGAAGCAUUGUCUAUAUCUAUGGUUGAUAGUUUCUGAUAGUUUCUGGUUAUGCAUACUCUUUAACACAUAUGCAUAGGAUUUAGGGAUGUAUUUGAUUUAAUGGAAGUUGCAUUCCGCCAAAAACGCUGUGAUACGUUUACUCAUGAAAAAAAAACUGUUGCUAAAUGAAUUUUAAAAGCCUUUUUUUUUAAUUGAUAGUGAGACCUGUAAACUUUUUUGUGUAUCAAUCAUGAAAUUUUAUCAAUAAAACACUCUCAGUGAUAGAUUUCUGGAGUUAAUCCAUUUAAUUUUACCUUAGCAUGCAUCUGUUCUUUGACGUAAAUAAGUCACAUUGCUGAUGGUGAUUUGGUCAAUAUUUUUACAAUAUUGAAAAAAAACUUAUUUAAACUUAAUACAUGUAUGUCUGGAUGUGAGGCGAAGAUUGUUCUGGAUAAAAGGACAAGGAUUCAUUAUAAUUUCAUUACUGACCCUUAGGUAACCAAAAAAAAAAUUGUGCUAAACAUUGGACACUAGUACAUAAUUGUGAAAUAUUAGACCAUCGCAUUCCAAAUGUUUGAACAGAAAUUCGACUGUCACAGUAUUUAUCAAAAAAUGAAAUGUUUGUAGAUUUCUAA
Messenger RNA from Magallana angulata, 1678 nucleotides. RefSeq lists its product as uncharacterized. The record is from RefSeq and is a predicted model, not a curated record. NCBI's taxonomy places the organism in Eukaryota, Metazoa, Mollusca, Bivalvia, Ostreida, Ostreidae. The transcript is spliced from 7 exons. Bases 151 to 732 code for a protein of 193 amino acids.